UAUUUUUGGGCCCACUCGGCAGCCAUGAAAGAGCAGAGUCAACUCGCAUUUUCCUCUGAUCUGAGAAGAUGUCUCGGAGCGUUGCGUUCGUCACCGGCUCCCAGCUUGACUCUCUGAAGAAGCGUCCGAAUGUCGCCGUCGUGGAUGUCAGGGAUGAUGAAAGGACCUACGACGGACAUAUAGCGGGAUCGCUUCACUUUGCCAACGAUACAUUUCAGGAUAAAUUGGCUAAUCUCGUUGAAGCUACAAAAGACAAGGAUACUGUCGUUUUCCACUGCGCCCUCAGCCAGGUCCGCGGACCCACUUGCGCUCGAAGAUUUGCUGAUUAUCUUGCUGAAAUAAAAGAUGUUGGAGUGAAGAAUAUAAUGGUUUUGGAAAGUGGCUAUAAGGGUUGGGAAGCCUCUGGAAAGCCAAUCUGUCGCUGUUUGGAGGUUCCAUGUAAGGGCUGUGAGUGAACUAAAGGCUGCUGUCUGAGCAGCUUCAAGAAUAUAGAUAAUGCUGGGAUGAAAUGAGUUCCCAACUUAUCAGACAUUUGAACCAUGAUGUAUGGAGCAUUCUUAACGAACUGCAUUCCUACCUAAGAAUCAACAUUAUGAAUUCAGACUAAUCUUGUUAUACUAGAUCUGUUUCUUAAUAGGUUGGGGGCAUUGACUCAAAUUAUUUCCAUGGCAGCAAUAAACCUGCUGCAAGAACUUCAGUCAAGGGGAAAUUGAUCCAUAUGCCUUAAAAUAAAUAAAUGAUCUGUCAAGAUGUUGUUUAUUUAUUUUCCAGUCAAGUUAUUGGAUAGUUGAAAUAUUGCUGGACUAAUCCUCCUUACCUUAACAUCACAAAUUCAUCGUCUUCGCCAUCACAAAUGGGAACCCUUUACAUCAUUAAUUCAUCCAAACUUACGACAACAUUUUACAGACAUAAAGAAGCUGGAAAUUGAUCAACCUUG
Andrographis paniculata is the source of this 937-nucleotide messenger RNA. Its product is annotated as dual specificity phosphatase Cdc25-like. The record is from RefSeq and is a predicted model, not a curated record. NCBI's taxonomy places the organism in Eukaryota, Viridiplantae, Streptophyta, Magnoliopsida, Lamiales, Acanthaceae. Gene Ontology annotation, molecular function: protein tyrosine phosphatase activity. The transcript is spliced from 4 exons. The coding region runs from base 69 to 455 and encodes 128 amino acids. Gene Ontology annotation, cellular component: cytoplasm; nucleus.